Molecule: messenger RNA, 1234 nt
Organism: Osmia lignaria (orchard mason bee)
Lineage: Eukaryota; Metazoa; Arthropoda; Insecta; Hymenoptera; Megachilidae
Source: RefSeq, a predicted model, not a curated record
AGCAUCGAUUAAUCAGUCAACUAUCGAGACGUCAAUCGAUUCGGUCACGGUUUCGUAGUUUUGAUCGAUAUUCGCAGUGAUCCACGAUCUUAACCUGAAUAAGCAUUGUUGCACCCCGUAAUCAUGCCAAAACUGAACAAGCUCCUGGUUACGUCAAUCAUCGCGGAUAUCAGAGAAUGCGUAUGUGUCGCGAACGAGAUAUAUUCUUGGGUCGGUGGUAUCGAACAUCUGUCAUGGAAAUUCCCUACGAAGAUCGCGAGGGACAUAAAUGCCAUGGAAAUUGUGAAGGAAUACGAAGGAACCGCAGGGGAAUUCUAUAUUCUUCUCCUGGAGCUGGCUUACGACAGAAUUCAAUUCCUUCUACGUUUGAUCGUGGAAUUCUUGGACAAGUAUCCCUUCAUAGAUGAUUUUUUCAAAGAAGUAACAUGUGUCAAUCGACCAAAUCAGAUCUCGUUGGCGAAUUUGUUAAGACUUGUCUGGGAUCGAUUAAAAACGAUACCUGAAUCGAUAUCCCGUCAGAUGGUGAAGAAUAGCCAGAAAGAGGCGGAAGAAUGCUUUACGCCCAAAGUCUCUCGAAGUUGUCAAGCUGGUGGUAGCAUGAACUAUUGCGAGAGUUGUAGGAUAGCAGGCGAAACCAUCCUUCAAGCGAUAAACACGAUCGAGGAGAUCUUCGUCGAGAACAAAUUAAUUUCUGUCGCCGCUGCACAAAGAAACGAGUGCAAGAGCAACCUCAUCGAACGAACGCAAUGGUCAGUAAUGAGUAAAUUAACCAAAGCCAUAGGUGAAGACAUCGAAAUGGCGCUGAAGAAAAUGAGGAACAGCAAUUUGAAGAUAGAGGCCGUUAAACGAGAACACGAAAAGUCGAUUCGUGAACUACAGUCCAACUUGACGACACAAAAGAAACGGGUGGAUACUUUGCAAGUGAAAAACUUGGAGCUAGAGAACGCAUUAGAAAAUGGCAGGUUUCCGGCUAGUGGAACGGGAACUGGAGCUGACGAAACGAACCGAUGUAACGUUGAAACGCGAAAACGAGACGUUGAAGGAAACAAUGGAGGAUUCAAGGCGACAGAUAUCGAAUCUGACCGGCGGAAAUAGCGUUUUGCAAAGUCAGGUGGCUACGUUGGUCGAGAGCAAAUUGGAGCUGGAGAAGACCGUGAUCAGACUGAGGAAGGAAGUCAUCGACACCCGUGAUGCGUGCCUCGAGACAGAACGACGUACCGAAAUGCUUCUGAAC